This is a messenger RNA of Thrips palmi, 1779 nucleotides long. Its product is annotated as retinal dehydrogenase 1. Gene Ontology annotation, molecular function: aldehyde dehydrogenase (NAD+) activity. The transcript has 12 exons. Lineage: Eukaryota; Metazoa; Arthropoda; Insecta; Thysanoptera; Thripidae. The coding region runs from base 184 to 1647 and encodes 487 amino acids. The record is from RefSeq and is a predicted model, not a curated record.
UUCGCUUCGGCUCAGCCUGCCCGCUCAGCUUGCCAGGCGGUCCGCUCCCGCUCCCGCUCCGCAGCCGCAGUCCAGUCGCGCAACCGGCGCCGAGCAGUCGAACACCGCAGCAGCGUAACCGCAGGCCAGACCUCCCACACCCACCCACCGGUCCGCCCCUAGUCCGCCCCCUUCCUCCCCAAGAUGGCAAACAGCAGCCCGGAAAUCAAGUACACCAAGCUCUUCAUCAACAAUGAGUUUGUGGACAGUGCUAAUGGAAAGACAUUCCCCACAAUCAACCCAGCCACAGAGAAGAAGAUAGCAGACGUUGCCGAAGCUGGAAAGGAAGAUGUAGACAGAGCGGUUGCUGCUGCUCGUGCAGCUUUCAAUCGGAAAUCCGAGUGGCGAACAAUGGAUGCUUCUCGACGGGGAGAUCUAAUGGUGAAGCUGGCUGACUUGAUGGAGACAAACAAGAACUACUUAGCCAAUCUGGAAUCCCUCGACAACGGCAAGCCUUUCAAUGAUUCCAUCUUUGAUAUGGACUGCUCCAUCAAGACCAUUCGGUACUAUGCUGGUUGGUGUGACAAGAUACAUGGCAACACCAUCCCUGCUGACGGUAAUGUCUUGAGCAUCACCCGUAAAGAGCCAGUCGGAGUUGUCUCUUCCAUUAUCCCAUGGAACUACCCCAUUCUCAUGGCUACCUGGAAAAUGGGCCCAGCCCUUGCAACUGGAUGCACAAUGAUUCUAAAACCAGCCGAGCAAACACCUCUGUCUGCUCUUUACCUUGCCCAGCUGGUGAAAGAGGCUGGUUUUCCUCCUGGUGUAUUCAAUGUUGUCAAUGGCUAUGGGACAACUGGUGCUUUCUUGUCAUCUCACAUGGAUGUGAACAAAGUGGCAUUUACUGGAUCAACUGAGGUUGGCAGGCUCAUCAUGGAAGCUGCAGCACGUUCAAACCUGAAGAGAGUUACCCUUGAACUGGGAGGAAAGAGUCCACUGGUUGUCUUUGAGGACGCAGAUGUUGAUGAGGCGGUGAACAUUGCUCAUAACGGCAUUUUUGCCAACCACGGACAAAACUGUUGUGCAGCAUCUCGUACCUUUGUGCAUGAGAAAGUUUAUGAUGAAUUUGUAAAGAAGGCUGCUGCUAAAGCUUCGGCACGGAAAGUCGGAGACCCUUUCACCGCUGGUACAGAUCAGGGACCUCAGGUUGACAAAGAAAUGUUUGAAAAAGUUACUGGUCUUAUUGAAUCAGGCAAAAAGGAGGGUGCCAAAGUAGUGGCUGGUGGAGACCGUGUUGGAAAAGUUGGUUACUUUGUUCAGCCGACUGUGUUUGCUGAUGUACAGGACAAUAUGAGAAUCGCACGCGAGGAGAUCUUUGGGCCAGUUCAGCAAAUUCUCAAGUUCAGUUCUAUGGAGGAAGUUAUCGCACGUGCCAACAACACCACCUAUGGACUUGCAGCUGGAAUCAUUACUACCGACAUCAACAAAGCACUGAAGUUUGCUGAGUCUGUCCUUGCUGGAUCUGUUUGGGUGAACUGUUAUGAUUAUGUGGUGCCCCAAGCACCUUUUGGUGGCUUCAAGCAAUCUGGCAUGGGAAGGGAACUGGGAGAAGAUUCUCUCAAGGAGUACCUAGAGACCAAGACUAUCACCAUUCAGCUGCCAUCACCAUAAAGUAACACUGAAUACUCAAGUAUACAGAUCUGUUAAGUGUCUUUCAUGAAUUUAACUUGUUUUGUAACUGUUUAAUGAACUAUGUAUGUAAAGGAAAAAUUGUUUCAUUAUAAAAAAAGAGAAAUACCAAAA